Ambispora gerdemannii is the source of this 483-nucleotide messenger RNA. The record is from the annotation of a GenBank genome assembly. Lineage: Eukaryota; Fungi; Glomeromycota; Glomeromycetes; Archaeosporales; Ambisporaceae.
AUGCAAAUACCGCUUACUCCUGCCCAUUUUUCUAAAAUCAAUACUGGUGGUCUGGAAGGCUUAUCUGAAAAUAAACGAAGUAUGCAAAGUACAACAGAGGAAUGUACAGAACUCUAUUUAAGAUUAUUAUCACAGAUAAUUUAUCCUCCUUCGUAUGGAACAAAUGAAGACUCUUAUCAUGCUUUUUGGGAUGUUAUUAUUAAAAACUCGCUAGAAAUGUUUGGAAAGAAUAUACUUAACAAAGAAUUUACAGGUCGCAAUUGCCCAGACAUGGUUACAUUGGUGAAAAAUGUUUGUCCUUUUCAUGGGGAAAAGUCGGUAGAUUCUACUGAGGAUCCUUCACAAGAAUUAACUAAGAAAUUCAAAGGAUGGACCUACGGAGAUUCUUCAUACCUCUUUGGUUACUAUGCUACUGGUAAAUUGGUCACUUUUGUGACUUUGUCUGAGUCCGUUGAAGAUGGGUCAAGUAAAAAGAGAAAAUAG